Dermatophagoides pteronyssinus (European house dust mite) is the source of this 1424-nucleotide messenger RNA. RefSeq lists its product as uncharacterized. Lineage: Eukaryota; Metazoa; Arthropoda; Arachnida; Sarcoptiformes; Pyroglyphidae. The record is from RefSeq and is a predicted model, not a curated record.
AAAAACUUUUUUUGCCAUUUUGCUAAAUCAUCAAUCAGUUCAGCGUUUGAAUUUUGGAUGAUAAGCUUGCUUUUUGAUUUCUUCUUGGUAAAAUGGAAAAAAUUUGCAAACAAAUUGAUUUCUAUUUUUCCGAUUUCAAUCUUCAUCAUGAUCGUUAUUUACGUUCGAUGAUUGUGGAAAAUUCUUUAAUUCCGGUCGAUGUACUAUUUGGAUUCAAUCUGAUUCAACAAUUAUUAUCAUCGAUCGAUGAUAAUGGUGAGGAUAUUCGCAUUGAUGAUCGAUCGAUCGAAUUGAAAAAGAAAAAAAUAAUCGAAAAAUUCGAACACUAUCGAUUCGAGAAUGUUCGAUAUAUCGUUACCAAACAAUCAUUCGAACUUUUACAGCCAUUUGUUUAUGAUAAAAAUGGUUAUUUGAAAUCUAAAAUCGAUUCAAUUGUACAUUUAUCAAGAUUAUCAUCAUCAAAGAUGACCAUAUUGUCUAUGAUCGAAUGGAUAUCAUCAUUAUUCAAUGAUGAUGAUAAUGGCCAAAAUAGUUUCUACGGUAUUAAUGUUUGUAAACGUAAUAAGGAUAAUCCUAAUUUCAUUCGAAGUGCAUUGAUUGUGUUAAAAAAUGAAGAAUGCGUACGAAUUUUGCAGGAAAAAAUCAACGAAUCUGGUAAUAACGUUAUUCGUUUGGUUUCAUAUCGUGAUUAUCUACGUUAUAAAAAUAAAUCUCGUAUGAAACGACGACAACAAAAACGACAAGAAACCAUUCGACAGAAAUUGGAAAAGAUGACAAUCACAAAGACUGGUGAAAAUAUUGAAGAAUCGAAAGCAAUGAAACCAAAACAAAAACACCAAAGAAUACGAUUAUUAGUUGCACGUCGUACACUUGUGAUGACUGGAAUUCCUGAUCCGAUUGCUAAAUCUUUGCUAUUGCUACAAGAUAAAGAUAGUGGUGUUGGUAUUGGUGGAGAUGGUAGAUAUUCAUUCAAACAAUAUCUACAACCAUUAGGUCUUAUCUAUCUAUAUCAACCAAAAUUGGAAAGAAAAUCAACCGAAAACGGCCAAAAAAUAACCCAACGUGAUUAUUAUCUUUUUUUCAAAAAUCGUACCACAAUGCUUCAAUUUUAUAAACGUUUGACCGAAACAGAAGAAGAUCCUAUGAAUGUUUUUCGUUCGCUAUUCAUCGCCGCUAACAAUAAUAAUAAUAAUAAUAAUGAAUUGAUGUUGGCGGAAGAUCAUAAAUCAUCAAUGAUAACUGGUAAAAAUUUUUCAUUAAUCAAUAUGGUCAACGAUAAUGAUAAUGAUUUACCUCGAAGAUUCAAACAUUAUGUUCGAUGUAUUCGUCGAUUUUUUCAGAAUCCUAAAUCAAUCGAACAAUCAUCAUCAGUCUGAUCACACAAUCAAAAACAAAAAUUUUUGUUUUUUUUUCGUUAUUGAAAU